Messenger RNA from Cheilinus undulatus (humphead wrasse), 4517 nucleotides. It is a transcript of the gene fam13a, whose product is annotated as family with sequence similarity 13 member A. The transcript has 26 exons. The coding region runs from base 250 to 3558 and encodes 1102 amino acids. Lineage: Eukaryota; Metazoa; Chordata; Actinopteri; Labriformes; Labridae. Gene Ontology annotation, biological process: signal transduction. The record is from RefSeq and is a predicted model, not a curated record.
UGUAAGCAGCACACAGGCUGCCAGCACUGACAGCACUUCUUUAAACUUUCUCCUGACGUGGAUUAUUUAUGGUUUGCUUUCUUUAAAGUACUUUGAUGGCUCUCUUUAAAGUCAAAAAGAUUCCCAGCACUGGGAAAAGUCCAAGAGUUUGUCCUGGAACAGAGUGAAGAAGAAAGAAGGAGGGAGGAUAGCAGCAGUUUUUCCUCUCAUCUCUGCCUCAGCAGGCGUUUCUUCUUCUUCUGUGGAAGAAUGGGGGCAGGAGCUCUGACCAUCUGUCACAACAAGACAGCAGUGCAGGUUAAAGAAGACAUGAAGAAGAUGGUUCAGAUACCAUUACUGCGACCCAGGACAGUGGCUGCCAAGCAUACCAAGCUGUUUGGAGUGACUCUGUCUGAGCUGCAGGAGAAGGGCCUGAUGGAGGAUGGUGUGCCCCUGGUGCUGAGGAGGAUGGUGGAGUAUCUACGCAAGCAUGCCUUGCAUCAGGAGGGUCUGUUCAGAGUUAACGGGAAUGUGAGGGCUGUGGAGACCCUUAAACAGCGGCUGGAGAGUGGAGAAGAGGUGGACCUUUUCUCUGAAUCUGACUCAUGUACAGUGGCCAGUUUGCUCAAACGGUACCUCAGGGACCUGCCAGAGGGUCUGGUAGACUCCACAGUCCAGCAGGCACUGAUACAUCACUACCAAGAGUGUGGUGAUGACGUUUCCUGCUCAGACAUGAGAGAUAUGCUCCAACAGCUUCCAGACGUCCACAUCAGACUUCUCCAGUACCUCUGCCACUUUCUCACCCAUGUCGAGUGCAACCACAAGGAAAACCGUAUGACUGCACUGAACCUUGCCACUGUUUUUGGACCCAGUGUCUUUCAUGUUGCUCCUGGUUUUGAGGCAUUGAAGGACCAAAAUAUUUGUAACAAGAUCAUGGUGAAGCUCAUCCAGAACUACAGCAAUAUAUUUGAGGCUGACAGAGAUGGAGAAGGCUGCCCAGAGGAACAAUCAAGGCUUAUCGUUCUGAAGGAGGCAAGCCAGACACAAACAGACACAGACUCAUCACCCAGCCUCCCUGAUGGAAAUACACCAACACCAGUUCCCAGGAUAAAGGUUGGACUGAAAAACACACCAGAAAAAGAAGAACUUCUUAGCAAAUCCCCCUCUGCAAAUCCAUACCUGGGGCAGAGGAAAAGGAAGGUGAGGAAAGGGGAGAGUGACGGCAUGGUUCGCAUUGUCUCUCAACCUCGCCGCUCCGGUGGGUUACCCGAUUCAAGGACUCAGCCCAAGCCAGCAGUCUUGCCCCUGACCUCAGAGUGCAGGACCCCAAGUCCAGAAGUGGUGGAGACAGCUCCCCUUCAUUUGGCUUGCAUAGACACUCCAGACACAAAGUUGCACGGGGGAAACCUCAGCUUCAACCCUUCAGGCAGCACGGAGUCCCUCAGCAGCUCCCAUGAAGACGACAGGCCGAUAUCUCCUUUCUACAUGAGUAACCAUCUCUCCCCUGUCCGCUGCAGACCAGAUGUAGUAGAUUUCCUGGACAGGACGAUUAGUUCGGUAGUGGAGCAGCAUGUCUUUGGUGUAAGUGCCCUUAAAGGUCAAAGUUUAGAGGACUGGGAGCUGACCUCCUGCCCACCGUCUCCAAAGGUGACACCAACUGCCAGACAGAGACGUCGACACCAAAGGGAGCAACAAGAGGAGGGGCUCAGACACAAAGAAAGAAACAGAUCUUGCUCCGUGAGAGGCACAAACAAGGAGAACAUCCCGUCAAGCGGUGGAAGUGGGGCAGUCAGCGUGGGUGAGAACACAGGCAGCAGCGUGGACUCGCAGGGAGGCCAGAGUGGUCACGCUGAGCGAACCCUUAAACCAAGGAAGAAACACAGCCCGACACUGGUGCAGCUUACUGACAACCAGGACGCCCACACAUUCAAGGAAUGUGUUGAGAGACCAGGAACAACCCACAUGGACACAUUUCAGAAAGGGAAUGGCUUUUCAAGAAAAGAUUGUCCUUCUUCUCCUCCUCAGACGUUAAGGAUGAAGAUUCAGGAGUCGCCCAUCACUUGUGACAUGGGGAGGGUCAGCGGGGAGGUGCGAGGCUCAGACCCGGACUGCGAGAAGACAAGUUGUGAGGAUGUGCCACGGCUGGACCUAACAGCACUGACUGAGGACAACAAUUGGGGAGAUUCUCCAUUCUUUAGCACACCCUUCCUUGAUUUCAAAAACCUUUUUCAGCUGAGUUUUUGUGAUGAGCCUGUGCCAGCGUACUCACUGCAGAGAGAGAGUAUGGACAGAGAGGAGGCCAGACUGUCUCCUCAUGCAGGAGGACGCCUCAUCCGCCAGCUCCUAGAGGAGGACAGCGACCCAAUGCUGUCCCCUCGCUUCUAUGCCUACGGACAGUGCCAGCAGUACCUGGAUGACACUGAAGUGCCUCCGUCCCCACCAAACUCACACUCAUUUGUCAGUCGCAGACGGAGUUCAUCUCUUGGCUCCUGUGAUGAUGAGAAGGAGGAGCUGACAUCCGCCCAGCUCACUAAGAGGAUACAUAUACUAAAGAAGAAGAUCCACAGGUUUGAGGAGAGAUUUGAAGAGGAGCGCAAAUACAGACCCUCCCACAGUGAUAAAGCUGCAAACCCAGAAGUGCUGAGGUGGGUAACUGAACUGGCCAAGCUUCGUAAAGAGCUUAAAGAACACAAGCUGAUGAAGUCUGAGGAGGAUCUGCCUCCACUGACCCGCCAGCGGAGCAACACGCUGCCCAAAAGCUUCGGCUCUCAGCUGGAGAAGAAGCCACAGCAAGAGAAAGUGCCAAAACCUCCAGUAGAAAGCAGCCUGGAGGCGAUUCAGAAGAAACUACAGGAGAAGAGAGAGGAGGUGAACCGGCCAGAGGACAUCAAGGAUAUGACACGGGAGCAGAUUGGAGCUGAGAAAGUCGCCCUUCAGAAAGCUCUUUUGUACUACGAGAGCAUCCACGGGCGACCAGUCACCAAGAGCGAAAGACAAAUCAUGAAACCUCUGUACGACAGAUAUCGCCUGGUGAAGCAGAUUCUUAUCAGAGCCUCCACCAUCCCUGUCAUUGGUUCUCCCUCCAGCAAGCGCAGAGGUCCCCUCCUUCAGCCCAUUAUCGAGGGCGAAACCGCACUCUUCUUCGAUGAUAUCAAGGAGGAAGAGGACGGCUCUGAGGAUGACGGAGAAACAAAGACUCAGUUCACCGUGACUGUACGGCCCGACAUCAGCGUGCUCAGCUUCCUUGAUCACAUGGACGAGGAAGUGGAUGGUUUCAUUUCACCUGUGGAUGAACUCUCACCCUCUAAGAACACAACAGACAUGAGGCUGUCCAACCUGCACGCUGCUACCACGCAGGAACUUGUGGAGCAGCUUCAGGAGACGAGAGAGGAGAAGAAGAGACUCCGUAAGAACCUGAAAGAGUUCGAGGACCAGUUCUUUCGACAGAAUGGAAGAAACGUGCAGAAGGAGGACCGCUCCCCGCUGGCAGUGGAGUACAGCGAAUACAAGCAUGUUAAAGCCAAACUGCGGCUGCUGGAAGUCCUCAUCAGCAAAAAAGACUCUUCCAAGUUCAUCUGAGAAUAAAUAAAAAAGAGACUAUUCAAAGGACUGAUGCUGAGUCUGCAAACACGUCACCAUCUGAACCUCACCUUCACAAAGAGGACUCCAGCAGAAGAUGAAUCACACUUUUACUGCUUCUAAUUUAUUUCUAUCCUUAUUGAAUGUUAUUAUCAGUAGAGAAAAUGUAAUUUUUCUCCCACUUUACCCGUAGAAGUCUUAAAAAAAACACCUUGUAAGUAAAUAAUAGAGAUGAGAUUAUUGAUAUUUUUAAAGAAGGAUUUGUGAUCAAGAUUUCUGUGUAUUUUUUUAAGGGAGAUGUUACUAUUUGUAUAACUUCAGUCAGCUUAACAGUAUUGACUAAAUGAAUAGCUUUGUUUAUUUCAGUUCUGACCAUGGUAAAAUGUGUCUGAAAUAUUCUAAUAUUGCUUCUGUAGAAGUUAAACCGAGUAUUUGCUCACUUAAAGAAGUGGUUUCUAAUUUUAAUACAACCCAAAGACUCAAGAGUAAAAACAGCAAACCAAAACAUUCAUCACUAUAUUCCAUAAAACGGAUUAUUUUCCUUAUCACUAACACUUUCUGAGGCAUUAACUGUGUAUUUUUUAUGCAUUGAUGUGCUUUUCCCCAUGUUAAAUAAGCUAUUUCCUGUUGGAAUCACUGGUAUGUUUGUGCUCACUGAUAAAAAUGUUGUCAUGGCUGUUUGUGAGACGACUCUGGAGGGCAGAAACGUUCUGAGUUUCCUUUUCAUCCUCACCAGAAGUUUGGUUGUUGUAAAUACAGAUCAAUGUGUAUGUUUACAUUUCUGUGAGCAAGUACACGUUUCCUUUUCUUUCUCCAAAAUGGAUGAUUAUCAGUGUGUAUUUCGUUUUUACUGAAUGUAAACACUGGCAAGGCUUAAUGAAUUUUGAGUGUGUACGUUUUUGUACAUAAGUUUUAUUUGUAUUUUGUAUAUAUUAUGAAUGAAAUCAUAUUUUUACUGA